AUGAAUGGCUUUGAAAUAAUAGAGUAAUCGGACGAUUCCGUAGUGAUGAAGGUCAAUAGACAAUAUUUUACUAUGUUCUACUCAAUGAUUUAAUCCUAACUAAACAAUGAAGAAUGUGGAGUAUCCCAAGACUUUUUAAGAAGAAUCGUGCCAUUUUUUAUGAAUCAAUUCUUAAUUUGGGCUAUGCAAACCAACGAAGAUAAUCUAGUCAGUGUUAGGAUUACUUUAAUGAAGAUCAAAGAGAACAAGAAAUCAAAUCAAAGGAAAUUCGAAUUAGGAGAUCUUAAGAAAAUUCAUAAUCCAAAGGAUAUCAAAAAGUAUAAAUUAGUCAGAGAAGCUUGGGAAUCUUUCUUAUACUCUUAACAUAUCAGAGAUUGCAUUUAACAUAACAAAAGAAUCAAAUUAGGUUCAAUAGUAUAGUACAUGGAGGCAAUCAAUAUACUAAUACUUGAGUUGGAUAAACCAUUCCCUUACAACAAACUUCUAUCCAAAUAUAAAUAAGGUGUCAAAAAUAAAACACUGCCUGUACAAUAAUUUCAACCUUACUAAGAUGAAUUCAGUAUUCUCUAAGAGGAUGAGAAUUCCACUUGUUUUACGCUAGGUAGAUUGCAUUGAUCUAAUAAUGAUGUUUUGAUUAAGCUAUUUAAUUACAUAAUAAUUUA
This is a messenger RNA of Paramecium tetraurelia, 662 nucleotides long. RefSeq lists its product as uncharacterized. The transcript has a single exon. The record is from RefSeq and is a predicted model, not a curated record. NCBI's taxonomy places the organism in Eukaryota, Ciliophora, Oligohymenophorea, Peniculida, Parameciidae.